Molecule: messenger RNA, 7460 nt
Organism: Leptomonas pyrrhocoris
Lineage: Eukaryota; Euglenozoa; Kinetoplastea; Trypanosomatida; Trypanosomatidae
Product: putative DNA polymerase theta (helicase domain only)
Exons: 1
Coding region: 1038-7460 (2140 amino acids)
Molecular function (GO): ATP binding; nucleic acid binding
Source: RefSeq, a predicted model, not a curated record
GCGAAUACACAGUCAUACAUGUACGUUACGGUUUUUCGGCUGCCGCCUGGCUUAAGCAGCGUUCUGCCGCACAUUUCCACUCUUAAUUCGUCUUCUCUUUCUCCCACCUCUCUCCUAUGGUCCGAGCAGCUGGAAGAGGAAGGAGAGUAGGUUUUCUCACUUGCGGUUGUGUUGAGCCGCUUGUGGACGUUUCUGCUAAAGAAAAGCAACAGCUCUACGGUUCCUCUGCUUCUUUUUUUUUUAGAUUGUGUUGCUUUAGAGCUGAAAAACAGAAAGGAAAACGGGAAAAAGCAUUCCCCCAUCCCUGCACAGCGCUCCGAGAAUGAAAGUACAGAGGCAACUGGCACCCACCCGCCCGCCUGCCCAUCACACACGUGAGAUCUCAUUCCAUGCUUCUUUCCACCCGCCUUGCCUCUGCAACGCAGCACGAGAAGGAGUGAUAUACGGACGCACUUCUAGCAAAUCAACAACAAACACCAUUUGAGUGGGUCUCUACGCAUUCGCCUCUCUUUUUACUGGAACCCUUUUUUUUUUCAGAGAAGUAAGUGCUGCAAGUGCCGCAUUUUUCUUCCUUGUUUUCCCUCUUUCUGUUUUCGCGAACAUCCAUCUACAGACGUAUGCAAUCACGCAUCGUGUACAUCCUAACCAGUUAGAUCCCAUCCCAAAGAAAGAAAAAUAACUUUGUGCGACGCUGACCCACCAUGCGGCGCACCGUCGUCGCCACCAAAGGCUUCCACGCACCACGGCCCAGCGGAGGUCACGCACCACCUGACACGACAGCCUCCUUCACCGCAGCCGUGGCGUCGGCUGCCUCUCAUACGACCGCUGCUCGUGUGAAAGGGCGGCGAUCGGUGCCUUCCACGACAGCUUCAGCCGCCGUUGCGCCUGAAUCGACGCAGCAAGCAAACUCAACGCUGAAGCAUCGAAAGUCCUCUCCCCGCAAGUCGACACAGCGAUGCACCUCCACCGCGAACAGCGAUAACAGCACUACGGGGUCACCGGCACAGACGUCAGCGCGUGCCAGCACCGUGCAUUCGAUGCUGGCCCACAGAGGCGUACUCAGCGGGCACUUCAGCGCCAAUCAUCUGCGCCGUGGAUCUCGCCGCGACGACGGUAGUGGCGGGGGUGACUUCUCUGUCUCAACGGUGCCCCCCACGAGUGCCGCUGCCGGAGCAGCAUGCAACAACAACGGGAAGGCCACUGAUUCUCAGGUGUGUGCGAUGUCGAAUAGCUUUGCGCCGGCCGGUGAUGACGACUACGUUAGCAGGGAGGUCUCACACAAGCGCUCUCGAUCGCCUUCUAUCCAUCAAACCCCUAUAGUAGAGACAGCUCCGCGACACAGCACACCUGCGUCUCCUCAUCGUGCAGGCCUGACGGAGACACUGAAGGAGGAAUGCGCUCAUCUGACGUCACGCGCCGCACGUCGGCUGUCGUCGCACACCGCCGCCUCGCACGUCACCCGUAAUGUUUUUUACCCGCCACCGGCUGAGCUGGCUGUGGCGUCUCCACAGACCUCAGCUAAUCCGGUGCCGCCGCCGCUAUUGGAGUCAGCACCGCACAUCGCCAGCGCCAACUUCCCCUCAGCGGUGGCGCACGACUACUGCGGGGAGUUCGCCACACCGGGGGUCAGGGAGCAUGGAUUGCUGGCAGUGCCGCCUGCGUCACACAGGCCAAUGGCCCGGCAGGAGGUGUCACCUUCAGAAAGCAUUCCCUACACCACCGACUUCCACACACGAGAAAGCGAAAUGGCGCCGAUCUCACGCGAGGGGCAAAUCGCAGACGCCGGUGGAAGUAACUCGCCCCCGCGUGCGUCCGCCGAGGCGGAGACGGCGUCCUCCUGGGGCACCACCUCACAGCCUCGUACGUGCUUCCUCUCCGCUUUGGCGCAUCAACAGCGGGAGCAGCAGAUGCACGUCUCUGCUUUCACGCCCGCUGCGCUGAGCAACUCUCCGUACACGGAGCCGUCGCUGCCUUCACUUUCGGCUUUCUCGCACGUCGCACCGACACCGCCUGCAGCCUCCUCGCGUCUUCUCCUUCCGCUACCGCCACCACAACCGCUGCAGCUGCGACAGGAGAUGCCAUCGCACGAGCACUCUGCCGCUUCGCCGCGGCCGCCUCAACAAAAACUGGACUUCUCGCAGGUCUCCUCGAGUCGGGAGCGCUCGCUGCUUCCGAAUUCUCCUGGUGCUUCGCCGCCGUUGUCUCCCGCAAUUCCAAUCACAGCCGCCCGCGAGACAACAGCCGUGCGGUCCGCGGGUGGCGGUCGUGGUAUCGGCCCUGUCGCCAAGGAGGGUGACCUAGAAGUGCCCACCGCAGCGGACUUCAACGCAGCAACCGAAGCGGUGCCGCACCAAGGCGGGGUUGAGCCACCACGGCCGUCUAUUCCUCCCCGCUUUCUUCAUACUGCCACCACCACCGCGUCAAUCUCGUUUUGCUCAGAAAAGAAAGACGCAUCUGCGCCGUGCAGCUUCACUGACGCGCGGAGUCGAAACGACGUAGGCGUAUCCGCAGCAGGGGUGGGUCUCGUGCUCCCGGCUGCGGAAGACGAGCCGCCCGAGUCGGACGAGGCGUUGCAGCGUGAAAUAGAGGAGGACUGGCGCCUCUCGAUGGACGUCGCGUUUACCCCCUCCGGCGCCGGCAGCGGGGCACCGCCGGUCUUCUCGCAGUCGUCGCUGCUGCACGAGGAAGAGGAGAGGGAAGUAAGAGAAGGCAACGGAGGCGACGGCGGUGAGGUGGGGUUGGGGGUGGGACACGAAACGAAGCGUAGCACCGUUGCGGUCGAUUCUUCUCUACCGGGCUCCACGGCGGUUCACGGCACAGAUGCCGCUGUUGGACUCCACUCGCGCGCUGACAUCGCCUUCGUAGGACCACCACUCCCGCCAUCGCCACACGCUUCCUCCAGCAAGAAUGCCGACACCCCUGUCAUGGACCUCUUCUCGGAGCUGGCGUUCAACAGCAGCAGCACCGGGGCAGCGGAUCCUGCGUAUCUUCCUCCCCCACAGCAGUCCCCCUCCUCGUGGCCCAUCCUCGCAGGACCGCUUCCGUAUGUUCCCGCACCUCUAACGAAAGACAAGGGGGAGAAACCUUUGCUGGCCGUGGCGGCUGCGGGGUCUUCUGCUGGAGGAGGUCGGCAUCGGACGGUGUUUUCGUUUUCCUCUCGCACCGCCGCGACCGUUGCUUCGGUACCCCUCGCCGAGAGUCCGCCGUCGGCUUCUUGCCCAUGUUCUGAAAAGGAAGAGAACGGACACGCCGAUAGGAUUCCCACUUCUAGUGCAACCCCCACCUCCCAUCCUGGUGAAGACGUGGCGCCUCUUGUUGACGCGGACCUUCGUGAACGCGCGGUGGUGCUGCCGACGCUGUUGGGGGUACCACUGCCGGACUCCGAAAACACAGAAGGGCUCGUGGAGACGUGUGCUUCGGAGAUGCCAGCGAGAGGGGAAGCGGCGCAUGAGACGCCUGCGACUGCGCCCGACACGUCGGCGGGCCCCACCGCCCCCGCAGCUGCAGCAGCGUCGAUGGAGGACGGUGGACACGCAUCCACGUUGGGGUCCGUCUCCGGCGGUGCUCCCCCACCUCCUCCUCCACAAACAGUGGCGGACGCACCACCCGUCUCCACUUCUGCUAACGCAUUCACCACCCCACCGCCACCGCCGUUCUUGCCGUCAGCGAAGGCGACGUUUGCACAGGUGGGAACCUCGCCCCUGCGACUACUCCCAUCAACGACGGCGCCGCUGCGGCCGGCUCGGACGUGCUUCACGCUUCACUUUGGGCCCUCUGCCGCGUCAACGACAACGGCGGCACAAAGCACCUACACAAACCCACCCGCAACGAUGGACAGCAGCAGCAGCAACGGUAUUACGUUGCCUCUCAGUCAGAGUGCGGAUGUUGCGCCGCUGACCAGCAGUUCUGCGACCACGACGUCCGUGGCGGAGUCUUUCGUGGUAACAGGUCUGGUGCCUGCGGUGGCCUCAGCGGCGCCAGCGCGGCUUCCUCUUUGCGCGUCUGCGCCACGGAGGGAAAAUGCGCGUUUACCGACACCACCGACCUGCGAGACCUUCCCUCCUGCGACGGCACCCAGCGACGUGGUGCGCCAUCUGCCCUACCGCCUUCCAAGCGAUCUACCCGCCACCGAUCUUGCGCAGUUACACGGGUGCGCUGCGCCUCCACAAGAGGGCAACGCUGCAGCCGGCUUUGACGCAGAAAACAGCGGAGCGAACACAGAGGAGAGCCACACGGAGCAUUCUCUGCCGCUUCCCGACCCUCUUCCCAGAAAUCGCAUCAUUAUUGGAAGGGACGCGGGGCCCUUGCACCCCUCUCCCCUUCACCCUCCCGCGGCGACGACCGAAUGCUCCUUGACAAACUCUCCUUCCACUACCAACGUCCAGAACAACAGCUACACCAACACUACGGGGAUGCCCGGUGACGAGGAGCACAGCUCGGCGGCCCAAUCGGCCCACCUCAGGGGACUUUCUAUCCCCCUCCUCCGCUCUGCGCCGCCCGUCGAUCUCUUCUACGACCUUCCCCGCUCCGUCGGCGACUUCUACGCAGCUCGGCGAGGCGUGCGGCAGCUAUACGACUGGCAGCACGAGCUGCUCAGCGAACCCGAGGUGCGGCGCGGCCGCAGCUUCAUCUACAGCCUUCCCACCAGCGGCGGCAAAACCCUCGUCGCAGAGCUCAGCCUGCUGCGGUGCGUGCUGAACCGUCGUCAGUCGUGCUUCCUUGUGCUGCCCUUUGUGUCGCUGGCCGAGGAGAAGACCCUGGCGCUGGAGCCGCUAGCGGCGUUGUUUGAUUUUCGCGUCGACGGCCACUACGGCAGCUCCGGCCGCUUCCCCCUGUGCGAGGCCCCCGCCAUGUACGUGUGCACCAUAGAAAAGGCAAAUUCGCUGCUCAACUACAUGCUGGAGGAGGGCCGCACGGCGGAGAUCGGCGCGGUGGUGGUGGAUGAGAUACACAUGGUUGGCGAGUCUCGUCGUGGGGCAACGUUGGAGCUCUUCUUGUCGAAGCUACUCAUGAUAGAUGAAGCACGGCAGAUGCAACGCGCAGAGGCGCAGCAGCAACACCAUGUCAGUGACCAACAUGGGACAACAACCUGUGCGGUCACGCCUGCUGAAGCCUGGACCGAAAAUGCUGGCACGGCGUACGAUGCUGAAGAUGAUGGUGUGGAAAUGACGGAGCAGCAAGAGAGGGGACAGCAGGCGGGGGAAGAACCUUUUGCGGAUCCGGGCCCACUGCAGAUCAUUGGCAUGAGUGCCACCGUCCCGAAUCUCAGCACGAUCGCGAAGUGGCUGCACGCCGCGUGCUUUGAGCGCGACUUCCGCCCUGUCCCGCUGCGCGCCUACAGCGUCGUCGGUGGCCUGGUCCUGCGUGACGGUCAACGCAAUGAGCGCAACUUGAGUGGCAGCAGCGUGCAGCAACACCUGCUGGAGCUGGCGACGGAGGAGCCGGAUGCGUCAGUGCUAGUCUUUUGCGCGAGUCGUCAGCAGUGCGUUGACACAGCGAAGGGGAUUGUGGGUUUUAUGAGAGCGCAGGCGAUUGCAGGGCAGCAGCUGCCUUCGCUCCCCGGCAGCUCCCUCCCUCCCGCGGCCCCGCCGUUUUCCGUUCUUGGAGUGCCGUUUCCGGAUGUAACGACGAAGUCUGCCGUGUUUUCGGUGCCGGCGCAGGGCUCGUUGGCGAUGAAGAGUCUCCUCGCUGACUUGGCGGCGCUGGCGCACUACGAGGCGUCGCAGCUGAGCGAAAUCGUGCCGCACGGAGUAGCUUUUCAUCACGGCGGUCUGCUGGCGGAGGAGCGGGAGUUGAUUGAGGCGGCCUUCCGUCGCAAGCACAUACGCAUCCUCUGCUCCACCUCCACCCUCGCCGCGGGCGUCAACCUGCCUGCACGACGUGUCAUUAUAAAGACGCCGUACGUCGGCCGUGACUUCUUGACCAAGGCGCGGUACUUGCAAAUGUGCGGUCGUGCCGGCCGCGCGGGUUUGGACCCGUAUGGGGAGUCGUAUCUGCUGCUGAGUAAGCGAGACCAGUCCCGCGGACAUGCCUUGAUGCGCGCUGCGGUGGAGCGUUGCUGCAGCCAAAUAUUAGAGGACGAUCAGACCCUCACGCGGUCACUGCUGGAGUGCGUAGGCGUCGGGCUCGUGACGGACUCUGCCAGUGCACGACGGUGGAGUUCGUCGCUGCUGAGUACGCACGCUGUCGGACCGGUGGACGGCGUGUGGCGGAAACAUGUGGCCGCUGCUUCUUUUCAAGAUGGCGUGGGGGGCAUCACCUGUGUUCCUACAGCACCAUCCGCUGCCUUUGCCGAUUCCGCCGCAGGCACCGUAGCUCAUCAGACGGUUUCUACCACCGAUGAAGAGUCAGAAGGCAGUCGGUCAGUACCGGUACCAGCACCCAGUACAUUGUCUACGCCUCUCACCGCGGUGCCGGUGGCUGCGUUGGAAUCUAUGGUGUGUGCUUCUUUGGACACGCUGGCGCGUUGCGGCUUAGUGUCCGUGACGCAAGCACACGCGGCGGACGACGAGGAGUACGCGGAGGGGGAAGGAAUAGGUGGUAAAGGUGCAGUGGUUGACGCGGCACAUUGCACAUCAGCAGCAUCAGCAGUGGGAGAAGGACGCAACCGUGAUGUGCAGGUGCGCGUUACGCCCUUUGGCAGCUCCUCCGUGCGGUCCUGCUUCAGCGUCGAGGAGGCGCUGCUGCUGCGUGAGGAGCUGGACGAGCUGCGGCACACCGGCUUAAUCCUCUCCGACGACCUCCAUCUUUGCUACUUCUUGACGCCUCUCCGCGAAGUCGGCACGUGCGAUUGGGAGCUGCUGCGGCUGAUGAUGUCCCGCAUGAGCGACAGCCGGCAGCGCAUCGCAAGUCUUCUCGGUGUCGACCCGUACUUUAUCGAUCAGCAGGCAAUGGGGCUGGGAGGGCCGAUGCAGGCGACGGAGGAGGGCCGCCGCCGCCUCUUCACGGCGAAGCGCUUCUACGUGGCGCUCAUGCUGGCGGAUGUGCUCGCUGAGGUGCCCAUGGCUACGGUAGAGCAGCAGUACAACGUGAAUCGUGGCCAGCUGCAGAAUCUCAUGCGCUCCGCCUCCAUGUUCAGCAGCUCCAUCACCAGCUUCUGCCACGCAAUGGAGUGGUACUCGUUGGAGGCGGUGCUGUCCUCGUUUGUAAAGCGGCUCGGCUUCGGUGUGAAGCCCGACCUGCUGCCGCUGAUGGAGAUGCGUAACAUGCAACCCCCGCGUGCGCGUGCGCUGUGGAAUGCGGGCUUCAAGAAGCUUUCGCUGAUUGCGGCGGCGGAUGCCGAUGAUAUGGUGGCAAAGGUGAAGCAGAUGAACCCACCGGAGAUGAUGUCAGCAAAGUUCUUCACGAAGCGUUCUGCCCUAAUGGUGAUUCGUGAGGCGCAUCUCACUUUACAGUCGCAGAUUAAAGAGAAGAAGGGCGAGCUGCAAGAACUUGUGCUGCGGGGCCGCGCGACGAGGUAG